Plasmodium gaboni is the source of this 10569-nucleotide messenger RNA. RefSeq lists its product as hypothetical. The transcript has a single exon. The record is from RefSeq and is a predicted model, not a curated record. Lineage: Eukaryota; Apicomplexa; Aconoidasida; Haemosporida; Plasmodiidae. The coding region runs from base 1 to 10569 and encodes 3522 amino acids.
AUGAAAAAUUUAAAGUUGUAUCGCUGUAAAAUAUUGACAGACAUUUAUGUCCAGAAUAAAGAACUCGAAGAAUAUUUGAAUAUACUAUAUUAUUUAGAUCAUUCAAAUAAAGAUUUUAUAGAGAAUUUAAAAAUUUUUAUUUUUGAUGAGUUUUAUAAUAUUGAAGAUGAUAAUAAAAAUGAAGGAGAAGAAAUAAAUUCAAAUGAUAAUUGUGUAAAUGAUAAGGAGGUUGAAAUAUAUAGUACUACUGAAGAAAAGAAAUUGUUAAAUAAUAAAAUUUUAGAAUAUAAAAAAUCUUUUGAAAAUAAAAUGAUUUAUAAUAAAGUAAAUAAUGAGAUGAGAUAUUAUGAAAUAUUUAUUUUUUAUAAUAAUAAAUUCCAUGACGAUAUAAUUUAUAAUAGUAUAGGUCUAGAAAUAAGCGAAUGUGCAUAUAAUAUGAAUAUCAUGGAGCAUUCAAAGGAAAUAUUAAUAUUAUCAUCACAUGAAGAUUAUAAAAAUUUAAAAGAUAUAAAAUCUGUAGAUAAUGAGAAAUUUACAAAUGAUGAAAAAUUUAUGAAUAAUAUAUAUAUUAUAGAUGAUAAAAAAGCUCAAAAUAAUAUGAAUAUAUAUUAUCCUUAUAAUAACAAAACAGAACAUAAAAAAAUAAAGAAAAUUUUAAUGUCUCUACAAAUAAAUGAUAUAAAUAAUUUUUCUGGUACUUUAUUGAAAUUUCCUCUAAGGAUAAAUGUUGGAAAAAUGCAUAUGUGUGAUAAAAUAAUAAUGGCUACGAUUGAUUGUAUGUUAUUUAUGAAUAAUAUAAAAAAUAUUGAUAUUGAAAUGAAUGAUUCAUCUAUAUAUAAUUUUGAGAAGACAAAAAAGUUUAUAAACAUAUCACCAUCAUUUUAUUCAGAGGAAGAGAAUAUAGAUUUGUAUAAAGAUAUUAGUUAUAUAUCAGUUGAAUAUACACAUGAAGAGUUAUGCACUGAAUAUAUAUUAUAUAAUAAAAAUUUAAAUAAUAACAAUAAUAAAAGUGAUAAUGAUUUUUAUAAAAAUAAUGAAAUAAUAUUUAUCUAUACAACAUCAGAUAUGUAUGAAAUACAAAAGUAUUAUGAUAAGAAAAAAGAAAAUAUAGAAUUUAUUUCUCUUUUUAAUAAUAAUAUAUUUUUUAUAAAAUGCAUGGAUACUCUUCCUAUAUAUAUAAAAAGUUAUGAUAGCAAUAAAAUUGAUAAGAUAAAAAAUAAUUUAUUUUGUUCAAAUGAUAUAUCAGAAUUAAUAUGUAAUGAAUAUAUACUAUUCCUCAUGUUAUUACGUGAGUUGAAUAAAUUUAAUAAUGCAUAUGAUUAUUUUUCUUAUUUUCCUCCAUUAUAUAUAUUAGAACCUUCCAAAUUUGAUAUAAUAUCUUAUUUAUUAUAUGAAAAAUUAUUUGACGAGAAAAAACGAUUAAAAUUAUUUUUUAAUAAGUAUAAUAUGCAGUGGUUAGAUUUUAAUGAGUGUCUAUUUUUAUCAAGUGAGUUAAAAUAUUUAAUUGAUGACAAUACAUUAUAUGAUAUUAUAAAAUAUUCAGAUGUAAAAAAUAUACUUUAUUUUGAUGAUAAAUUGAAACAUGCCUUAUAUUAUUACUUGAAUGAUUUAUGUAAGGAAAAAAAAAAUUAUGAGCGUAUUAUAAAAAUAGUAAGCAACAGCUUGAUAUACAUUGAUGACAUACCUGAUAAUUUGGUGAGUAUAUGUAAAAAUGUUAAUGAAGAAGAAAAAUUAAGAGGUAAUAUUACUAAGAAAGGUACAAGUAAUAAUAGUAAUAAUAAUAGUAAUAAUAAUAAUAAUAAUAAUAAUAAUAAUAAUAAUAUUAUUAUUAAUAAUAGUAGUUAUAAUACUUUCAUCAGCACUAACGACAACAAUGAUAAUUGUGUAAGUGGUAGAUCUCUUAAAAAUGAGAACAGAUUUUUUUUGGAUAUAAUUGUAGAUAAUUUAAAAUAUAUGAAAUAUGAAAAAUGUUUAAAUAUAUUAUGUCAUAUGUUACAAUUAAAUGAUGAAUGUAUUGAUAAUUGUUUAAGGAAUUAUUACUGUAUUCCAAAUGAAAUGAAAAAAUUAAAAAAAAUUGAUGAACUGAUUUAUCCAAUAGAUGAAGUUUAUUACUAUAAAUUCAAUCAAGAGAAGUACUCUAUAAAUAUUGAAGAAAAUAAAAUGAAUGAUAAUUUUAAAUAUGAAAAAAAACAAAUGAUUGAUUAUAUUGAUAAGGAAAAUUUAAUAUCAUUAGAUUUUAUGAAUCUUAUAGGAAAACAAAAAUUAAAUAAAUUAAAAGUUUGGGGUUUAAAAAUUAUUGAAGAAGAUUAUAAAUUUAACGACAAUAUAAAUGAUAUAUUAUAUGAUUUGAAUAAAUUAUAUUUUAGUACAAAUAUAUAUGAAAAUAAAUUGAAAAUAUUAAAUAAAAUUAUAUCAAGAAUUGAAAAAAAUAUACAUUAUUUGAAAGAUUCCUAUAUAUUAGAAAAAUUAAAGGACACAUUUUUUUUACCUGUGUAUAGAAAUAAAACAAUGAAUAUAGAUAGUCAAGUAAAUAAGAAGACAAUAAAAGAUAAUGUAACAAAUAUGAUAGGAUGUGAACAGAGUUUAUGUGAUGAUAAAAUGAUAAUACAAAUAGAUAGUUAUCAUAUAAUAAAUGAUGAUAUAAAAAAUAAUGAUAUAGCAAAUGAUGAUGUAACAAAUGAUGAUAUAACAAAUGGUAAUAUAACAAAUGGUGAUAUAAAAAAAAAUAAUAUAUUAAACAAUGAUACUAAUAAUUAUAAUGGUAAUAAUGAUAUAUAUGAAGAUAGUGAAUAUAAUUACUCCCAUAAUAAUAAUAAUAUAAAAAAUCUUGUACAGAUAUCACCAACAUUUAGUAAUAAAUCUAUAAUAAAUAAUAAUAGUAAUAAUAAUAUAAGAAACUAUUAUAUUGAAUCGUCUUCCUUAUUAAAUAAUAAGAAUAAAAAAAAUGGUUACAAUAAUUUUAUUAAAAUUGCUGAUUCGUAUGAUAAGAAAUAUUAUAACUUAUUAUUUUUAAUAAAAAUAUGUUAUAGCACAGAAAAUAUAAUUAUGUCUUCAGAACUGUGUGAACUUUUAGAUAUAUAUAAAAAACCAUCAAUAAAAGAUAUAUUAUCUCAUAUGAAUUUAUUAACAAGAAAUUUUAAAAAUAAUUAUAUGCAAAAUAUGUUUAAGGUAUAUGAUUGUAUAUACGAAUAUUUUGAAAAUUAUAUUGUAGAAAAUAUAUUGAAUGGAAAUAAUUCAACCAUUUUUAAAAAUAAAAAAGACUCCCCAAAGAAUAAUAUUAAUAGUUAUAAUAAUAAUAAUUAUAAUAAUAAUAAUAGUGAGGGACAUAAUACCAUAAUGUCUAAUUCAUCCAAUGAAAUUUAUAUAGAACAAUUACAUAUAGAGGAGCAUGAAAAACUUAUACACUUUUUACAAAAUAAUAAUUAUUUAUAUAUUAAAAAUAAACUAUGGAACCCCAAAGAUGUAUAUUAUCAUUUAAAAAAUAUAUCGUUUAAUAUUUUUCUUUGUGAUUUACCAAAAUUAUAUAGAAUCAAAUAUCCAAAUAUGUUGAAAUUAAGUGGUAUACAAUCUAAAUUAUUUCAUUCGAAAAUAAUCUCUAUUUUGAAUAAAAUAAAAAAUAAAAUAGAAAUGAAAUAUAAAAAAAUGGUUGAAUGUAAUAAGUUUAAUAAGGAAACUAACAAAUUAUGUAAGAAACAGUUGAAUAAUAGUGAUCGUAAUUCUAUAACACAUAAUCAAUAUGUAAAUGAAAAAAAGGACGAGGCAUUAUUACAGCUAACUGGGCUUUUAAGAAUGUCAUAUAUGAAUACAAUAAAUUUAAUUGAUAUUUCUAUAUGUGAUAAUAUUAAUGGUACAAAAUCUAUGAACAAAGACGAAUUAUAUUAUAAUGAAGAGAAUAAUAUUUCUAGUGGAAAUAAAAAAGGUAAUAUGAGUAUAGAAAAAAGAAAAUUAACAUGUAAAUGUUUUGAUAAUAUAUAUUUACCAAAUAAUAAAUAUAUUUUAAUAAAAAAGCAAGAAUGUGUAUAUAUUAAAAAGGCUAUAUCUCACAAUAAUAAUAAUAAUAAUAGUAAUAAUAGUAAUUAUGUAAGAAAUGAUUAUAAUAUUGUACAUAAAGAUAUAAAGGAAUGUAUUAUACAUUUGUUAGAUAUAACAAAAGCUCAAAAAGAAAAUAAGGAAAAUAAGGAAAAUACAGAAAGUAACCAUAUUAAAGAUAGUAAAGAAAAUAUUAACUAUCAAACAAAUACCAAAUACAAUAUUAAAUAUAAUAAUAAUAAUAAUAAUAAUAGUAAUUAUGUAAGAAAUGAUUAUAAUAUUGUACAUAAAGAUAUAAAGGAAUGUAUUAUACAUUUACUAGAUAUAACAAAAGCUCAAAAAGAAAAUAAGGAAAAUACAGAAAGUAACCAUAUUAAAGAUAGUAAAGAAAAUAUUAACUAUCAACCAAAUACCAAAUACAAUAUUAAAUAUAAUAAUAAUAAUAGUAAUAAUAAUAAUAAAAAAUUUAUUAAUAAUUUAAAUAAUAAAAAAAAUGCUAAAAUUAUUAAGAAUAAAAUUGAGAUUUUUAAAAAGAAUCAAGAAUUAUCUUUUAAAAAAAUCAAUCCAUAUAACUUAAAAUCGCCAAUAGAGAAGAUUAAAAGUGAUGCAUUAAACAAGGUCAACCCAUUGACUUAUAAUAUCAAUAAAAAAAAAAAUAAGGACACAGAUCCUAGUUUAAUAGGUUAUAUUGAGAAAAAAAAACAAACUUCAGAAAUUAAAAAAAAGAAAAUUCCUCUACCAAUAAAAAAAAAUGACAAACUAAAUUUAUCAUCUAUACAGAGUUGUAAAAAUGAUAUUAUAAAAAACAAAAAUAGAAUUAAUCAUUGUAAUGGAAAUAUAAAUAAUGAAGCAUGUUCCAUAUCUGAAAAAAGGAUAAGAAAAAUAAUAUAUUCCAAUCCGAAUAUUAGUAGUGAUAAAAAGAUCGAAAAAAAAAGAAACGAAUUAAACGAAACAAGAUUAUUUAAGGAUAUAAAAAAUUUAAUUUAUUUUUUAGAUGAUAUAGGUUGUUUUGAUAUAAAAUUUAUUUUGGAUAAGAGAAUUUUUAAUAAUACGUAUGAGGAUAUACCAAAAAAGUUUUUAAAAAGAUCAUGUCUACAUUUAUAUAUAAAAUUUAAGAAAGAAAUAUAUACAAAUCUGUUAAUUAAUAAAAAUGAAAUGAAUAAAUAUAUAGAUAUAUAUAACAUUUCAACUAUGAACACAUAUACAUGUGAUGAAAGUGGUAUAUCAGAAUCAUUAAAAUCUUGUAAUGAUUUAAUUUGUUUAUAUCUAUUCAAACAUUUUUCUUAUAUCUUAGAUUAUUUAUUACUAUUAAAUGGAAAUAAUAUAUCAGAAUGGUAUAAGCUCAAGAAAGAAGAAUAUAAAAAUGAUAAUUUAAAGGAAAAUAAUUCUAUAUAUAUUUCAAAGGAAAACGAUAUAAAUCAAGAGGAGGUACAAAUUAAUAGUAACCAUUAUACUUUAAAUGAGGAUAAUCAAACAUAUAAACAAGUAGAUAAAAAAAAUACAUAUCAAAAUAUGGAUAGUAAGAAACAAGAUUGUGAAGAGAAAUAUAUUAUAUAUAAAAGAAAAAAUGUAUCUUUAAAUGAAAACGAUAAAGUAUUGAUGAAAAAUAUUUUACUUUAUGAUCGUUUUGAUAAUAUUGGUAGGGUUAAAAAAUCGACAUUUAAUUUAUCUUAUAUAAAAAAAAAAAAAAAUAAUAUACUUGUUAAGGAAAGAAAUCAAAAUAGAGAAAAAAGAAAGGAAGUAAUAAAAAUGAAAAUAUUGGAUGAUAAUAUUAUAGAAAUGAAUCAAAGUCCAAAUAUAAAAGAAAAUGAAAAAAUGAAUGAAAGUGAGAAUAUGAAUUCAAAUGAUGAAGAAAUAUAUGAUAUUUCCAAUUUAGAAAAAAAAAAAAUAAAUGAAGAAAAAGAAGAAGAAGAAGAAAAUAAUGAUGAAAAAAUCAUAUGCAUACGUAUGUAUAAUAAAAACAAAAUACCUUUAUUAAAAAUCGUAGAAAAAGCAUUUUUGGAAUGUAAAAAAUUUAAUGAGAACUUUCUAAUUUUUUCAAAAAAUAUUAUAAAAAUAGAUUUUAUAAAAAUAUUUGAAAAGGAUGAACGUGCCGAAAUAAUAACCAAUUUAGGAAUAAGUAUGUCUGAAAAUCAUUUUUAUUUAAGACAAAAAUUUUAUAAUUCAAUUAAAAAUUUAUAUCCAAACAAUUUAAAUAACAUAGGAGAUAAGAUAAAUAUCUACAAUGAUAAUAUUAAUAAUAAUAAUAUUAUAAAUAGCAAUAGUAGUAAUAAUAUUAAUGAGAAUUAUAAUAACCAUACUAUAAAUAGUAAAGAACAAAAAUUAGAAAUAUUUUUACAAUGUCAAAUAUAUAAUGGUAAUAAAUCAAGUAGAUGGAUUAUAGGAUUAUUAGAAAAUACUUGUAUUUCUAUAUGUUUUGAACAUUAUCAGAUAUUUAGAAAAUAUUAUUUAUUUCAUAAUUUAAAUAUUAUAUCAAAUAUAGAGAGCUUACCUAUGCAUAUUAAAAUAAACGUUUUAAAUAAUACUUUUUCUAAUUUGAAAAAAACAUUUAGAGAUGAUGAAAAUGUAUCAUGUAUAGUUAAGAAUGUUUCCAUUUUAUAUAUCCAUUUUCUGAAGUUAGCCUAUCGAAAUACCGUAAAAAAGAUAUUAAAACAUGAUACAAGUAAAAUAUUAUAUAAACAUAAAGAUAAAUGGAUAAAAAAGAAAAAAAAAAUCAAUUUAAAUAAAAAUAAUAAUAACAAUGAAUUGAGUACUAUUAGUGAAUGUAUAGAACAUAAAAAUUGUUCUUAUAAUAAUAAUGAAAAUGAUAUACAAAAGAAUAAUUAUAUAUAUAAAGUUGAUAAAUGUGAUAUAAAAGAAUUUAAUGAAAUCUAUCAAAUUAUUAAGAAUAAAUAUCUGAAUUUUACUCCCAAAAAAUAUGAUAAAAAUGAUUUGUUUAAUAAUGUUGUUAAAAAUGUUGUUUUAAAUUGUUAUGAACUUCAAAUAUUACCAUGUCUUCAAAAAAAAGAUACAUUAUAUGCAUUAUAUUGGGAUAAUAUAUAUGAUUGUAUUAAUAUAUAUCCAUUUUGUAAAUAUGUUAAUCAUAUAACAUUCUUUUUAUUAGAUCUUGGACUAAAGGUUCUUUUACCUUAUUAUGAAAUUGAUAAUCUUAUACACAUUCAUAAAUUAGUUAGGUCGUCAUUAAAUGAAACGAUUCAUUUAAAUAAGAAGAAUUUGGAAGAUACUAAAAAUGAAAUGAAUUGUGAUACAAAGAAUGGAUAUACUUUUUCAAAAAAUAUAUAUAAUAAUAAUAAUAAUAGUAUCCCCUUUUGUUCAUCUAUUCAUAUGCUUAAUAAUGAAAAUGUUAUUAGAAAUGUAUCUAAUAUUACUCCAUCCUAUUUAAGAAACAAAAUAAAAAGUCAUAUAUCAAUAUAUGUAUGUUUUGUGAAAGAAUGCUUAAAUGAAAUGAGAGGUUCUUCAGUUAUGUAUUUAUUUGAUUAUCUUUUUUCAGAUAUUAAAAAAAAUGAUUCAAAUGAUACCAUAAAAAAAUAUAUAAAAAGUAUCCCUAUUUUUGCUAUCCUAAGUUGUGAUAUAUUAUAUUUGAAAGGGAAAAUACAAACUUCUCGGUAUGACAAAUUGGGUAGAAUAAAGGAGGACUACCAUAUUGAAAAUAUGUUUGAAGAUAAUGAGAAGAAAUAUGAAGGUAAUAAAAAUAAAUAUAAUAAAACGGCUGAUCAAAAAAUUGAUGAAAUGGAUUAUUAUAAUGGAUAUACUAUAUAUACUAAUAACAACAACAAUAAUAAUAAUAAUAGUAAUAAUAAUAAUAAUAAUAAUAGUAAUAAUAAUAAUAAUAGUAGUAAUAAUAAUAAUAAUAGUAAUAAUAGUAGUAAUAAUAAUAUUGAUAUUAAUAACAUUAAUAUUAAUAACAUUAAUAUUAUUAAUAAUAAUGACAACUUAAUAAAUGUAAAAAGAGAAGUAAAUAUAUCUAGAGGAACAUAUAAUUCUCAUAUAAUCAUUCAUUCUAAUGAUAUAAAAACUUAUAAUGAUGAUAAUAAGAAUUCUUUAAAUAAUUUUUUUGAUCCAAAAAAUAAUAGAGAUAUAUCAUUACUUUGUGAUGAUUUUGUUAAAAUAAAAUUAAAUCAUUUUGAUACAGAAAAUUUUUUAAAUUUUGAUAAUAUUCAUUUAAUUAAGUAUGAUGAAGAUCAAAAAAUAUAUUGUUCUAAAUAUUUCUAUAUGUUUGAUUUAAAUAAAGUUAUGUUUAUAAAUACACAUUUAUACUCAUCUGGUAUACUUUCCUUAUUAAUAGAAACAGAAUGUAUAUUAAAAUUGACCUUUAAAAAUUUAAUAGAUAUUUUAGAAUAUAAUCUUUACCCAAAUAUAUUUCAUUUUUGUUCAACAUAUAAAAUGAAAAAUAGGGAAAAUAUGAAUAAAAUGAAUGAUAUUAUUAAAAGGACAAAUGAUACAUUUUUAAAUAAUUAUGAUUAUAGUAACAUAACAAAGGAUGUAGUGGUAAAACAUAUGGAUACGUUAAAUAUAAAUAAUUCAUGUGAUUACAAUAACAAAAUAGAACAAGGAAUAGAAUAUUUUAAAAUAUAUUCUAUAUAUGAUAAUUAUAUGAAAAUACCAUAUGAUCUAAAUAUUAUUAUUUAUAAUAGACUCUUAUUAGAUAUGGUAAAUGAUAUAUAUAAAGAAUACAGUGAUAUGAAUUUUUUAGAAAAUUUGAAAGAUUUUCGUUUAUUAAUAACAUAUGAUACUCUUAAUAACAAUAGGAACACAACAUAUAUGUAUAUACAUAAUAUAAAUGAUAUAAAAGAUAUCAUAAAUAUAAAUUUCAUUGAUCCAAAUGUUGAACAAGUGCUAUAUUCAAUAGGCUAUAGGAAAAUACAUAAUAGUUUAUCAAAUGAUAGUAUUUUUAACCAAUAUUUAUUAAAUGAUUAUGAAGAUAUAUUAUUAUCCUUAUAUAGAAAUAUGUCAUGUAUUAAUUGGUCAGAUUUAAACAAUACUCAAAUACAUACACUUCUUUCUGCUUUCUUAUCUAAUAUUAAAUUUAAUAGUAAUAAUAUCUCAUAUUUGAAACCCUUACCAAUAUUUUAUUCAUUAAUUGAUUCUCAAUUUGUAAAUAUUAUUAGUAAGAAUAAAAAAUAUAUUGUUAUCGGAACAAAUUAUGAAAAUCUAUUGUUGAGUAUUAUAAAUGAAAUAUUUCAGAAGGAAAACAACUAUAAUGAGGAUAUUAUGUUAUCUCAAGGUGAUAAUAUAACUGAACGUAUUAAAGAAAAUUAUAUAAAUAAAUAUUACAUAAAUAAUAGUACAUCAACUGAUAAAAGUGUACAAGAUAGUAAUAAGAUACCUACUGUUUUAGAUAAUAUGAUUAUCGGAAAUCAGAACAUAGAUGAAAUUAAUACAACAGGUAAUAAUAUGAACGAUGAUAAUUUUAAUUAUAAUAUUAUCUUAUCAAGUAUUCCAAAAAAUGAAAAAACAAAUUCAUAUAUCUUGAACUCUAAUGAAGAAAUAAAUUCAACCUUAAUAGAUAAUUCAUAUAAUAUAAUAAGUAAUAUUAUGAAUAGUAACUCUAAUAAUGAUAAUAUAUAUAAUAUCAUAACGUCAAAUACAGUUGAAAAUAAACUGAACCUUAAAUAUAUCUUUCUCCAUCAUUCAAAUAUUAAUAUGGAUUAUUGGAAAUAUAUAAAUAUAAAAUACUGGUAUGAUUAUGAUAUUAUUUUGUAUUUCUUUUUAAAUAUUUUAAAAAAUUGUAACAGUGUUCACCUAUUUGAGAAUAUCCUACUUUUUAUAUAUAAGGAAUAUGAACGAGUAUAUAAAAAAAGGUUUGUUGAAAAUAAUACGAGUAGUAACCAAUUAAAUAAUAUGAAUGAUACAAAUAAUAUAAAGAAUACCAUUCAUUCAGAUAUAUCUUAUAGAGAUUUUUUAAUAAACAUUAUUUCUGAAUUAAAAGAAAUUCCUUUAAAAUUUAAAGCUAAUUUAAAAUGUUCUCAACUUUACAAUCUUAAUAAUGAUGUGUAUAGAGAAUUUAUUUAUAUAAACAAAUUAUAUAAUUUUUCAAAGUUACAAAAUUUUCCCUAUGAACAGAAAUUUUUAGAAAGCCUAAAUUUUCAUUACAUCCCUAACAUUAUGGAAAUAAAUAAUUUCCUCUUAAUUUUAAUUAAUAUGUUAAAACAAAAAGGUAAUAAUGUAAUAGAUAAAUCAGCUAUGGAAAUGAUUUUCAACAACAUAAAUCUUGAUUUUAGUAGAUAUGAUACAAAUUAUGAGGAAGAACAUUUAAAUAAAAAGAUAUCUGUACUUUUAAAAUAUAUUAACGAAAACUUGAAACACCUACUGUCACAAAAGGAUGAAAAUUUUACAUAUUUAGUAAAUUCUCUUAUAGGAUUAUUAAUGCAUGAUCAAAAGUUUGCAGAAAAAAUUAAAACUUACGAUAUUUUAUUUAUGUAUUAUACACAAAAGGAUAAAGAAAUAGCAGAUAUUAUGAAUAACACAAUUAAAAGUAAAGAAAUAAAUGAAACUACGAAUGAAGGUGACAAGAAUUUUAUAAAUAUCAAAAGUGAAUAA